AUGGAUCUCGAGCCUUAUGGCCAAAGCUCCGGGCAAAGCUCCCAGCAGCCCAAACAACGACAGAAACGAGUAGGCAAACGUCGACCACGUUAUAAACCUCCAGUCACAGCAUUGUUGUCCUCAGACCCUCAAUUGCGUGGAAACGUCGGAGUGAUAUCGGAGGAUCUAGCACAUCGCCUUUUUGCUCCGCAGACACUACAGAAUGCUGUAGCUGGUGACGGCGCUCUUUACGUUGCAGUCUCGCCGCAUACGCCUUCUUUAUCGUUAAUAGAAGACCGGGCUUGGACAAUUCUCCCAGUUCGGAUUCAACCCACAGUACGGUCUCAGGCCCCGAUACCUCAUUCGACUGUUCGCUUCCCUGAGUCUGCCGACUCUUUCCAAACCCUUUUUCAAACUCUCGGAAAACUUGACUCCUCACGUCAAUCGCUGCAAAAUAUCCGGAGUAUAGAAAUUCAUAUCCUUGAUGUUGCUCCACUCCAUCUGGAUACCAUAUUUGUUACAGUAGAGCGGCAUCUACUCCGUAACCAUGAUGAUGUACAGAACAAGUUUGGUGGUGGCUUCACAUCGAACAACACCAAUGGAACAUGGCCAAAGAACGGAAAGGCGCCGGAAAGCAAACGCUACUCAAAGAAAGAUGCGGCUGAAUUUGAGCAGCGCCUAACAGCCGCAGUUCGUGAGGCUUUGACCACUCAGCGUAUUAUUCACGCCGGCGAUGUGUUACCUCUUCCACUUCCCCCUCAUCCCAUAACGUAUGCACCACCUUCACCAGCACAUAUCUCCUUCUGCGAACCAGUAUCUCAGGGUCUUUUGAUGCCCACAACCAAGAUUGUUCUUGUUCAAGCUCGUUCUCAGGCCCACCGGCCACAACAGUCAAUUUCUACCCGAGCUGCACUUCUCCAUCAAGUCGCCGAAGAUGAGGCUGAUGAUACCUCAAAUGAACAGUUCUUUUCUGCUGCCGAGGACAAACCCAGUGAAGUUGGCACAGAUAUGGAAUCAACCUCAGCUGCUGAUGAAUCAGGAACUGAAGGUUCAGUUGGUUCUGCUAGUGACUCAUCUGAUGACUCUCUAGAAGAUAUGAUCUCUCUCUCAGCCCCUGAACUGCCACAAACUCCUUCUGGAAUCAUGUCUUCCAUCACUUCUGCAACCCCUCGUGCUGGUGGACGCCGAGCGGAUGGUAUUCACACCCCUGGCUCUGUUGCUUCGAACUUCACAGCAGCAACAUUGCGUCCUGGUCGCGGCGGAGGCAAGGUCUUCAAAGUGGAAGGACUUUUGCAGAAAGUCCCCAAUGAAGUGUUACAUCCCCAGCCACGAGAUGAUGAGGAUGUCGAUUCCUUUGUUUUUGUCGAUAUCAGUACCCUUGCCAAGAUUGGUUGCUUCUCGGGCGACUGGGUGCGUAUCGAAGCAGCCGAGGAACCUCAGUUGAAUAUGUUCGCCUCCCUCAAGCUUGGAAGUUUCACCGACUCUCCAGAAGAUGCUGGAGACUGGAGACCUGUGAAAAUUUUCGGUCUGCCAGGACUUCCAUCACCAAAGCCCCGAUAUGCCAUCAACUCAUCUGGAGACCGUCGCUUAAGCUUCUCGCAGCGGGCACCCACACGCCUGACACCUUCAAUAUUCGUCCCGCCCCUACUAUUGAACAAUAUUGAAAAUCCAAAGUACUUGCGCAUCUCACCUUUAACAUUUGCCAGUCCUAACGGGGUAUCGAAGCCUGGUCUUUUGCACCACAUGAAAAACGCUGCUGGAAGAAACCCACCUUUGGCGAAGGAGGUCACCCUUCUCAAGGUCUCUACUCCUCUUUCAAUGGAAAGAGUACUUCAGCCUGCACUCUUUGCUGGUCUCAAGCAGUAUUUUGAGUCUCAUCGGCGUAUCUUGAAAAGUGGUGAUCUGGUUGGUAUCAGCGUGGACGAAGGACUUGGCCGAGCUAUUUUCUCAGGAACCGCCAGUGCCGAAGGUGCCAACCUAGAGGACGAUCUUACUGCCAAGCUCGGACACGCUCCGAAACAUUCAAGUUCUCAGGCUCGCAAGGUCGUCGUGGCAUGGUUCAGAGUUGGUCAUGUGGUUCCGAUAAAGGUCGAAGAGCUGGAGGAGACGGGCGACGAUCAAUGGGGUGGUGUUGCAGUCAUUGACCCGACAAGUACCCGUAUGGUACAGGCUGGCAGCGACGUCAGCCGAGUUCCUGGUGUCAUUGGAAACGGUUGGGAGUAUUGGCUAGGUAUAAAGGCCGUUCCCAAGGCCGUUGGCGAUGUAUCGACACCCCAUGGCAUCGGUGCAGACCCUCAGCAGCCCUUUAUAGCGCCCUUGCAACAUAGGCUACGCGAUUUGAUAUCUGCGGCAACGAGUCCGCGCGCAAUCCAGUUGGGCAUGAAGCCCGUUGUGAUCCUCCUGCAAUCCCAGCAACGACAUAUCGGCAAAGCAACUCUUGCGACUCGGGCAUGCGCAGAUAUCGGCCUCCACACGUUCCCAAUUGAUGCUUACGAUAUUCUGACAGAAGGUGGCGCCAAUGGUGGCGAUGUCAAAACCGAAGCGUAUCUCAAAGCGAGGGCUGAUCGGGCCUUCCAAUGCGGACCUAAUUGCACAGCUUUGCUUAUUCGACAUAUUGAGGUCUUGACGGCAGACCGUAUGGUCACCGCGAUGGCCGAUGUUGUGAGUGAGGCCCGGGUCAUCAUCGCGACUACCAGCGACGUAGAGCAGAUCCCUGAGGGUAUCCGCAGCAUGUUCACACACGAAUUCGAGAUGGGUACACCCGAAGAAAAGGAGCGUGAAGGCAUUUUGCGCAAUGCCGUGGUAGAUCGUGGUAUCAAGCUUUCUUCCGACGUCGAUCUUGGUACUGUUGCGCUAAAGACAGCAGCGCUGGUUGCUGGCGAUUUGGUUGACGUUGUGGAGCGAGCUGCCAGCGCCAGAACUUCUCGCCUCGAGGACCUGGCGGAGGUCGCAAGCAAGCGACUCAUUGACUCGGAAGUGUGUGUGAGGGAUGUUCUACUCGCUGGGGGAGAGAGCGCACGAGGCGUCACGAAGGCUGAUUUCGAUGCUGCGGUUGAGGCUGCCCGUAAGAACUUUGCCGACUCUAUCGGCGCACCUAAGAUUCCUAAUGUCAGCUGGGAUGACGUUGGUGGUCUGAGUAAUGUCAAGGAUGCAUUGGUUGAGACUAUUCAGCUGCCACUCGAACGGCCUGAAUUGUUCGCAAAGGGAAUGAAGAAACGUAGCGGUAUCCUGUUCUAUGGACCACCAGGUACUGGUAAAACUCUGCUUGCCAAGGCUAUUGCUACCGAGUUCUCCCUAAAUUUCUUCUCCGUCAAAGGUCCCGAGCUGCUGAAUAUGUACAUUGGUGAAUCUGAAGCAAACGUGCGGCGUGUGUUCCAGCGUGCACGGGAUGCUCGUCCGUGUGUUGUGUUCUUCGACGAGCUAGACUCGGUAGCACCCAAGCGAGGUAAUCAAGGAGACAGUGGCGGUGUUAUGGAUCGUAUCGUGAGUCAGUUGCUUGCGGAGCUGGAUGGUAUGAAUGGCGGAGAGGAGAACAGUGGUGGCGUCUUCGUGAUUGGAGCUACCAAUCGUCCAGACUUGCUGGACACUGCUCUUCUCCGGCCUGGACGAUUUGACAAGAUGCUUUACCUAGGCGUGUCAGAUACGCAUAGAAAGCAGGCGACUAUUCUGGAGGCUCUUACCAGGAAAUUCGCCCUAAGCCCGGAUGUGUCGCUUGAUCAGGUGGCGGAACAGCUUCCGCUGACCUAUACCGGUGCCGAUUUGUAUGCCCUUUGCUCUGAUGCCAUGCUCAAAGCUAUCACGCGCAAGUCCACGGCCGUGGACGAGAAGAUCAAACAGCUUCCGGGUGCUCCGGUUACUACGGCGUACUUCUUCGAUCACCUUGCGACACCAGAGGAUGUGAAUGUCAUGGUCACGGAAGAUGACUUCGUUUCGGCUCAAAAGGAACUUGUUCCUAGCGUCAGUGCAAAGGAACUGGAACACUUUGAGAGGAUCCGGCAGACGUUUGAAUCUGUUGACAAGCAAAAGCAGGAUCCUGCCGCUGCUCCACAGACUAUCGCAGAGGCCAUGGAGGCUUUCAACCUGGGAGGCGCCCAAACCCCGGAGAUAACCAGCAAUGGCGACUAUUCCAUCGGUGGGAGUAUCCAUGGCCGUCUCAAAGGCUUGAAGAAAUGGUCUGGAGGUGCUCGCAGCGCAAGUGGUCAAUCAGCCUCAAGUGGUAAGGGAAAAGGUAGGAUUGAUGCAGACGAUUCGCUCGAAGGUGGCAGUGAUGAGGGUAAUGUGAAUGGUGCAGUGGAUGAAGGUGACAACAUUGCACAUAUUGAUCAUCUCAUGAAUCCCAUGGAAGAGGUGGAAUAA
Messenger RNA from Penicillium taxi, 4335 nucleotides. RefSeq names its product AAA family ATPase peroxin 6 (gene pex6). Gene Ontology annotation, cellular component: peroxisomal membrane; cytosol. Bases 1 to 4335 code for a protein of 1444 amino acids. Gene Ontology annotation, biological process: protein import into peroxisome matrix. Lineage: Eukaryota; Fungi; Ascomycota; Eurotiomycetes; Eurotiales; Aspergillaceae. Gene Ontology annotation, molecular function: ATP hydrolysis activity; ATP binding. The record is from RefSeq and is a predicted model, not a curated record. The transcript is spliced from 3 exons.